CUAGAUGCCCCUUCGGCUGUCAGUCCGGCCAGUGGCGGUGGGUCGUGCGGGUCACUGAACGCGCUACCGCACCACCCGCGGUACCACUCGACGCUGGCCCCGCUGUACCGGAAGUCGUCCAGUCCGGGCCGCCAGUGGCCGGUAGUGGCAGGCUCCGUGGGGCAGCGCUCCGCUGGGCAGCGCUUCCCGAAGGCGACCCGGACACCGGGCCUGUCACGGCCCGCGAACCUGCGGGCAGGCGACGGGCGGCGCAGCUCGGCGGCCGGUGUAGUGGUGUCGCAACGACCCCCGCUGCCGCCGAAGAUCGAGCUCCGGAGCCACAGCUACGAUGGGCUGCUGGAUGACUCAUCGCGGCCAGCGGUACGGCGCCCACGGAAACCGAUUCCCGGAACAGCCACCCUGACAGCCGAGGGACACGAACUGGUGGAUGGUGGCGAUGGGGCACCAUCAGCCGAUGAACACGAUCACGAUCGGUCAAGCUUCCGCCGGGUGCCGGAUGUGGCAGGCACGGCCGAAGCGAGUGACACGAAGAAGAGCACCAACCGGAGGUCACGCAGCAUGGACGAUCUGUUCGACGCGGAGGAACAGCCGGGUGGGGCCGACUCGUACCUCGACAACACGCAGAGCAUGGAAACGCUGCUCGCCGGCGGGGCGAGUGAGCGGGACAGCCCGCCGCCGGAAUCACCCGGCAGUCCUCCGCCGUCGCUCGGUGGAGGAAACAUUUGCCUCAACCGGCGCUUCGUCCGCGACGAGCCGGAAGAGGAGCCACUGUGCGAGAAGGAAACCAUCACGGUGGACAGCACGCCCCGACAGUACGAGCCGGACGAGGAAGAGGAUGGCCACUCGACGCACUCGUCGCUCGCGUCCACAUCCGGCGCGUCCGGCGAGAAGGAGGCGAAGAAGCCGACCCAGAAACCGUUGAUGCGGUACGUCGCGAAGAAGGUGAAGUCGCUCAUGAAGAUGUGACGAGCUCGAAUACGCGAACACGAAACGAUCAUCAUCACCAUCAUCAUCAUCAUCAUCACGACCCAAAGGGAUUUCCCGGAACCGACGCAAGCGGUCCUUAGUCCUUCGCCCUGCCAUCCACGCAGUAUGCAGUAUCUCUGGACGCGUCUAGCGUCGUACGGUUUGUUAAGAUUGUAUUUAAGUUAAGUGCACGCUUUGAGGGACCCAUCCCGGGCCAUUGACUUAACACUACAGUAGUCGCUUAGCAUGUAAAUUUGUGCCCGAGAUAGGAAGAGGACCUAUCCUUAGUGGCAAUCACGAUCACGCUCUACUAGCAUCGUACUCUAGGGUUGUGGUGUGCGUUGUUUGUGACACGCUGACCACCACUAACUGUGUUUUGUUGUUUCCUGUAACUUUUUGGUAUACAUCGACUUGUGAUUAGUUUCGCGCUUCGCUGCGAGAUGUUGGAUGAGUGUAAAAUAUAUUAUUUAGCUGAGGUUGAGGGCGCGAUCGCGGCUACUCGACUCGGAGUAGAGGAAACGUUAGAAAAGGCCACGCUGGCCGGUGGCUGUGCCUCGCCGAGAUGAGAACGCGAGCCAACGGGAGAUAGAGAGAGAGAGAGAAAGAGAGAAAGCAAGUAGAACGAUAUGCCUUACGAUGUUUAUAGUUUUUUUUCUCUUCGAGCAUAUUGUGUGAUGUAAAUAUAUCUCUUCUACAGUAACUACCGCA
Anopheles bellator is the source of this 1674-nucleotide messenger RNA. RefSeq lists its product as uncharacterized. The transcript has a single exon. The record is from RefSeq and is a predicted model, not a curated record. The annotation marks the transcript as partial. NCBI's taxonomy places the organism in Eukaryota, Metazoa, Arthropoda, Insecta, Diptera, Culicidae.